AGAGAAGCCCCAGCCUCCCACCCGCGCACAACUCCUCUCCUCUCUGCACCAGAAAGGAGCAAUCUCAUCUCUCCUUGUCUUUUAUGUCCUCGCUCACUCUCUGUCAGUUAGUGUGUGUACUCAGAAUGAGGUUAGCAGCACCAGCAGCAGCAGUAGAUAGAGACAGCAGAGGCACAGUUACUGCAGCAGCCAGGAGAGGCUGUCCUUCAGCUGUGCACCAUCUACUGCUGCAUUCACCCCUGCCCUGAGAACACAACGCUCAUUCCUUUGCUCUCUCUCUCUCUGUUUCUUCCUGCUCCUUCUCUCACCUCUCUGAAUUCAUUUCUGGAAUUCGACACCGUCUCUUUUCUUCCUCUUUCUCUGUAGCAGUGAUGGGGAGGACCACCACGUAGAGACCGAGAGGCAACAAAGGCAAAAGCAGAAGAGCAGUAAUGGGAAGCCACACAUGGAGCGGGUCUGGACUGCAGCCGUGGUGAGCCUGAGAGCUACAGGACCUGAGACCAUCAUCAUUGCCCUCCUCAGGACCUAACCACUUGGGCUGUCCAGCACCUGGAUGCUCCCCAUUUGUUAUUUGCCACCCCCUUUCCUUCCCCUGUACCGUUGCUCUCUUUCCUGGACUUUAGUUUUCUUUUUUUUUAGUGUCAUUUUUGGUCUGUUAAAAUAAAAAACAGAGGCGUCUCAUCCUUGGAUUUUUUUUUUCUUUUUGUAAUAAUCUUUAUCCCCAAGAAUUACUUGCAUUUUCUUCUUUUUUUUUAGUCAUCAUUGCCUUCUUGAAAUUAUUUUUAGAUUAUUUUUUUUAAUCAGACUGAGCUCUGUUGUGCAAUUUUUCUUCAAUAAGCAAUAACAAACACUAAUCCAACUGACUUGAAAGCUGACACAAUGGGGGACAUGUCCAAUAGCGAUUUUUAUGCCAAGAACCAAAGAAAUGAGGACAACCAUGCGGCUGGCUUUGGCUGCUCUGUUAUGGAGCUGCGAUCGUUGAUGGAGCUUCGUGGCACAGAGGCAGUGGUCAAGCUCCAAGAGGACUAUGGGGCAGUGGAAGGACUGUGCAAGCGAUUGAAAACCUCACCCACUGAAGGUCUUGCAGGUGUUCAGACGGACCUGGACAAAAGAAGAGAACUAUUUGGUAAAAACCUGAUACCUCCAAAAAAGCCAAAAACAUUUCUACAGCUGGUAUGGGAAGCACUGCAGGAUGUCACCCUCAUCAUCCUGGAGAUCGCUGCUCUAAUAUCCCUGGGCCUCUCCUUCUACCACCCUCCCGGGCAGACCGGUGGAGAUGCAUGCGGUGCAGCAGCCGGUGGAGUGGAGGAUGAGGGUGAGGCAGAUGCAGGCUGGAUCGAGGGUGCUGCCAUCCUCUUGUCCGUAGUGUGUGUAGUUCUGGUGACAGCCUUCAACGACUGGUCGAAGGAGAAGCAGUUCCGUGGACUGCAGAGCCGCAUCGAGCAGGAGCAGAAGUUUCAGGUGGUCCGUGGAAGCCAGGUCAUACAGCUGCCUGUUGCCGACAUUGUAGUUGGGGACAUUGCACAGAUUAAAUACGGUGAUCUGCUUCCUGCUGAUGGAGUGUUGAUCCAGGGCAAUGACUUAAAAAUUGAUGAGUCAUCGCUGACUGGAGAAUCCGAUCACGUCAAGAAGUCCGCAGACAAGGACCCCAUGUUGUUAUCUGGGACCCAUGUUAUGGAGGGGUCAGGACGUAUGGUGGUGACUGCAGUUGGUGUCAACUCACAGACUGGAAUCAUCUUUACCCUUCUUGGGGCUGGUGUUGAGGAAGAGGAGAAGAAAGAGAAGAAAGGAGAGGCAGUGGAGGAUGGACAUCAGAACACAGACUGCUCCCAUCCCCCAAACCACCCCAUUGCAACUAUAGCCACGGAUGGGGCUGCAGGCAUUAAUGCCCCUGGCACUGCCAGCCUAAUUAAUGGUAAAAUGCAAGAUGGCAAUAUGGAGAGCAACCAGAUUAAAGUGAAGAAGCCGGAUGGAGCAGCUGCCAUGGAAAUGCAACCUCUGAAGAGUGCUGAAGGCGGGGAGGCCGACGAGAAGGAGCGGAAAAAGGUGUCAGCUCCAAAGAAAGAGAAGUCUGUGCUCCAGGGGAAGCUGACCAAACUAGCUGUCCAGAUCGGCAAAGCAGGUUUGCUCAUGUCAGCCAUUACUGUAAUCAUCUUGGUCCUGUAUUUUGCCAUCAACAACUUUGUGAUGGAAAAGCGUCCUUGGAUGACAGAAUGUACUCCCAUCUACAUCCAGUAUUUUGUGAAGUUUUUCAUCAUUGGUGUGACUGUGUUGGUGGUGGCUGUUCCAGAGGGCCUCCCACUGGCUGUGACCAUAUCCUUGGCAUACUCAGUCAAGAAAAUGAUGAAAGACAACAAUCUUGUGCGUCACCUGGAUGCUUGUGAAACAAUGGGCAAUGCAACCGCCAUCUGCUCCGACAAGACAGGCACGCUAACCACCAACCGCAUGACAGCCGUGCAGUGUUAUAUAGGAGAUGUGCACUACAAAGAAAUUCCAGACCCUGGUGUAAUCCCACCCAGAUCCCUGGAUUUACUGAUCAACGCCAUUUCUAUCAACAGCGCCUAUACCACGAAGAUACUGCCCCCAGAUAAGGAAGGUGGUCUACCCAAGCAAGUUGGAAACAAGACAGAAUGCGGACUCUUGGGAUUGGUCCUGGACCUGAAACGGGACUACCAGCCAAUAAGAAACCAGAUCCCAGAGGAGAAGCUUUAUAAAGUCUACACCUUCAACUCUGUCAGAAAAUCAAUGAGCACUGUAAUCAAACUUCCUGAAGGGAGCUUCCGAAUGUACAGCAAGGGAGCUUCUGAAAUUGUUCUCAAGAAAUGCAGUCACGUUCUGAAUGAAGUUGGUGAGGCCAGAGUUUUCCGGCCUAGAGACAAGGAUGAGAUGGUGAAGAAGGUGAUUGAGCCCAUGGCCUGUGACGGUCUGAGGACCAUCUGUGUGGCGUACCGUGACUUUGCCAGUGAUCCUGAGCCCAAAUGGGAUGAUGAAAACAACAUCCUCACUGACCUUACAGCCAUCUGCGUUGUGGGAAUCGAGGAUCCUGUCAGACCAGAGGUUCCCGAUGCUAUUCAGAAGUGUCAGCGUGCAGGCAUCACUGUACGCAUGGUGACAGGUGACAACAUAAACACGGCCAGAGCCAUAGCCAUCAAGUGUGGCAUCAUCCAUCCAGGAGAGGAUUUCCUCUGCAUUGAUGGCAAAGAGUUCAACCGGAGGAUCCGUAAUGAGAAAGGCGAGGUGGAACAGGAGCGUAUUGACAAGGUGUGGCCUAAGCUCAGAGUCCUGGCCAGAUCAUCCCCAACAGAUAAGCACACACUUGUCAAAGGAAUUAUUGACAGCACUAUGGCAGAUCAGAGGCAGGUGGUUGCUGUGACAGGAGAUGGCACCAACGAUGGACCGGCCUUAAAGAAAGCUGAUGUCGGGUUUGCAAUGGGUAUCGCUGGUACAGAUGUGGCUAAAGAAGCUUCAGACAUUAUUCUCACUGAUGAUAACUUCAGCAGCAUCGUCAAGGCAGUGAUGUGGGGCAGGAAUGUGUAUGACAGCAUUUCCAAGUUUCUUCAGUUCCAGCUUACUGUCAAUGUUGUGGCUGUCAUCGUUGCUUUCACUGGAGCCUGCAUCACACAGGACUCUCCACUUAAAGCAGUGCAGAUGUUGUGGGUUAACCUGAUUAUGGACACUUUUGCAUCUCUGGCCUUGGCGACGGAGCCCCCCACAGAGGCCCUGUUGAGGAGAAAACCGUAUGGUCGCAAUAAGCCUCUUAUCUCCAGCACAAUGACCAAGAAUAUCCUGGGACAUGCCGUCUAUCAGCUCAUUCUCAUCUUUACACUGCUGUUUGCUGGUGAGAAAAUCUUUGACAUCGACAGUGGUCGUAACGCUCCUCUCCAUUCUCCUCCAUCCGAGCACUACACCAUCAUAUUCAACACGUUUGUAAUGAUGCAGCUGUUUAAUGAGAUAAAUGCUCGGAAAAUACACGGAGAGAGGAAUGUCUUUGACGGAAUCUUCAGAAACCCAAUUUUCUGCUCCAUCGUUUUUGGCACAUUUGCCAUACAGAUUGUGAUUGUGCAGUUUGGAGGGAAGCCAUUCAGCUGUCAACCUCUGAGCCUGGAAAAAUGGUUGUGGUGUGUUUUUCUGGGGCUGGGAGAACUGGUCUGGGGACAGGUGAUUGUCACCAUACCCAACAGCCACCUGCGCUUCCUGCGUCGGGCGGGCCAGUUGACUCACAAAGAUGAACUACCAGAGGAAGACGUAAACGAAGAGAAUGAGGAGAUUGACCAUGCAGAGAGGGAAUUACGGAGAGGUCAAAUACUUUGGUUCAGAGGUUUAAACCGCAUCCAGACUCAGAUUCGAGUUGUGAAUGCAUUCCGUAGCUCCCUCUAUGAAGGCCUGGAAAAACCCGACUCCAGAACAUCCAUACACAACUUCAUGACACACCCUGAGUUUAGGAUAGACGACUCCACGCCUAGCAUCCCCCUCAUCGACGACACAGAUGAUGAUUCGGCCCGGAGGAGGACGAAGUACUCCAGCCAGCCUUCGUCUCCUAACAAGAACAACAACGCCAUUGAUAGUGGCAUCAACCUUACCAUCGACAUCAGUAAAUCUGCCGCCUCCUCCAGCCCCGCCAGCCCUCUCCACAGCCUGGAGACCAGCCUCUAACCCCUGUCCUGAACGCCGCAGUGACCACUCACGUUGUUCCCUCAUGGUCCGGGAGCGCCUCGUCCAGCUCUCCCAUUCCGUAAUUUGUUACUUCAACCACUACUUGACACAUGGCCACUCAGUUCUCGCCUUCCCCUCCACCCAGCGCACCAUGUUUCACCACUGACACAGAUCUUGUCCAUCUCCCUCUUGUAAGCUAAAGCCAAUAAUGCUCUCGCUUCCGUUCAUCAUCGAGCGAAUCUUUGUGAAAUGACAAGAAUAAAAAGAAAAACACAAUCCAAAAAGCUCCGCAAAGCUACACGACCUACACAGCCAUCCUGCUUUUGUGGUUGCAUGUGUAUGGUGGCAGCCUUGAUGGUGUGUAUGACACUAUGCUUGUACCGGUUAGCAUGUACUGUAUAAACGUGCAGCUGUCUGCACGUUGCGUAUGAACUGUGUCCGCAGUGACACCUGGAGGAGGACGAGGAGGAGGGAGACUGCCGAGGAGUGCAGAGUGCAAACAGACUUUAUACUCUCCUUAAACUCCUUCUCUUCAAUAAUAACAUUGUUAACAGAGAUACAGUAAUAGUUUAAAUUAAAUUAAAAACCAUUGUUAUUAUUCUGAGUCUGAUUAUUCUUGUUAUUAUUCUUAUUGAUCCUGCAUGAAUGUACAUUACCCAAGUUUUAUUUAAAAAGGGUUUUAAUUUUAUUGGAGUUGUUUGGUUCUGAUGGGCUGAGCAUCGCAGCGGACUACACAUGUAAAGAAAGCUUCUCUGAGUCCUCCCUCCCUCCUCUGUGUGGCAUGAACAUGUACCGGACUCUUAAAUAAUUUUUAAAAAAAUGACAUAAUCCAUAAGCAGAAAUGUGUAUCGAGGUGGUAGGGCUGAACUUGCACAGUAGUUUUGCACCUGAUGGAAAAAGAGAAAUGCAAAAUAUUAAUAAUAAUAAUGAUGAUGAUAGCAUUUAUGGGAUAUAUUCUAUACAUAUAAAUUCAUAAAAUCUAUUUAGAGAGAGUUUAUCUUUGUUUGUUGGCAUGUUGCCUUGUUUCCGCUUCAAUGGCUUAAAUUACUUUGACUUAUUUAUGUCUUAAACAGAAUGUAAUUGUUUACAACCUCGUAGAGAUGAAUUUCCUGGUUUCUUAGAGGAGGUGAGCUCAGAAUUUUGUUGCUGUGUUAUUACGGGAAAAACCAUGUGCUGAAACUUGCCUGCUAUAUUGUCAAAUAAUGUAGAUAUUUUUAGAGGAUAAACGAGAAGAAACCAAAAUAUAAUGGGAUGCAUAGUACAGUACAUGUGGAAUCUUAGUAUUACUCUUUAUGAUUGUUGGGAUCUAAUAAGAGCGGCUUGCCUUUGGUUUUUCCUAACGAAGGCCUCCUUUUUAUGACAGAGGAGGAUAUUUGAUUUGAUUAGAUUUUUUUUUAUUAAUUAUGGUUUAUUUUUGCUUUGCUUUGAUGCUGACCUGGAGUCAGUGCUUGUAUAAAAGGUUGAUAUCAGGACCUUUCUAUUUAACUGUCGUCUAGGUAAAUCUGCUUGUUCAAAGGACUUGAUGUUUUAAAGAUGUAUGUGACCAUCAAAAGGCUGCAAUCCAGUCAUUUUUAGAAAUUUGUUUCAAACUUGCAAUAUAUUGUGCUGAUAUUUUCUAAUUUAUUUUUGAUUUUUUUUUUUAAAGCUUCUUUUCAUCUAGACACAAGCAGCCCCUAAAUGCUGUUGGCAUUUUUAACAUCUAAAGAAAAAGGAAAAACUGAUUUAAAAAAAACAAACAAAACUAAUAACAACAAAAAUGGAAUGUUGCUUUGACUCUUUUUCUAUAUAUAUACAUAAAAGAUUUCCUGCACUAUCUGGUUAUGAAUGAAAACUUCUGUGGUGUAACUCUAGAUGUGCUUUUGUGUGUUUUAACCAAGCUUGUCUUCCUGCCGUCACAGAAUAUACAGUACUCUUAGCAUCUCAACUGUACUCACUAGCUGUAAACUAUUUAUUGUACUUUGACCAAUCAGACAUUAUCAGAAGUCGCAUACAGAAGGCACAUGUAUCCAUUUUUUUGCACUCAGGAGGACAAGGCCACUUAACUAGCCUCUAGUAUUAUUACUCUACCUAACCGAAGUCAAUGGCAAGCAUGAUGUCAUAAAGUAGGCUCAUUAUGCAACUUGAAGAAUUUUUUUUUUUUCGUUUUUAACAUAAAUUAAAAACUAUUCUGUAGACGAUGUAAACAAUCAUUUCUCUGAGCAGCUUUAUCCUUUUUUUGCUUUGUUUGUUUUUGCAUCCUCCUCCUCCUCCUCUGUCAUUGUUCAGCCAAUCCGUUUAUCUGAAGAGGGUGCACAAGCUUUACUGGUCAGCUCAGGCAUGUCGAAAAACAUCUGAAUAAAGUCUGUCUUAUUUAAUUUGAAAGAAAACAGUCUGGGUUCUGAUAUUUACCUUAGAAGUUCUUAAUUUAUUUUGCUAUUUUUUCUGGUGUUUGCCUUUUUGUUUUGUCUGUAAAAAUUAAAAAUGAUAAAUGAAACAAACAAAUAAAAAAACACAUAGAUAUGGCAUUUUCCGUAUAUAAAAAAAGACUUAAGCCAACAUUCUCGAACCAUUUUUACAUCGAGGAGGACUUUCAGCUUUAAGAAACUGAAGUUAAACUGAUUCUUGUAAAUAGAGUUAUGGGUCCACUGAGGACAGAAAUGUUGAAAACAUGAACUCCUCCUGAUUACAUCAUGCAACUCAAUGAGUCAUACUGAUGACGCGGCACUUUGGCUGUUUGUAAUCAAUCACCGCUCCUGUCAGAGACACAUCCAAAUCAUAAUGUGUUGUAACGACCUGCCAUUAUGUUUAUGAUGACACCCAUCAUGAUGAUGAUAUCAAUGAUACUUUUUUUGCAAUAUACUCACCUGCCUCGAUGUACUGUAUUUAGCAGCAUGCAGUUUGUGGAACAAAGAAAAAGAGAAAUGCCAACAGAUAGCUUUUUGGCAUACUUAGCCAUUCAUGGGUAAGUGAAUUAAGUGUUCAUCUUGUUUUUAUGAUAUUUUUUUUAUCUAUACAAUAAUUGUAAAUAAAGAACUCAAUGUCUUUGUUCAUUUAAUACUAUGCAAAAAGUCAUGCUUUUCUGAUUGUUAAUCCCCUCAGUUGUAGAGUGUGUUGCUGGAAUGUUUGUGGUUUCAAAAAUCAGUAAAAAAUAAUGUGAUGUAAAUUAUUUUUUAGCCUGACAAAAAGUAAAAAUGAUGCUGAGAAUUCUUAGAAUACGGUGAAACGGAUUUUAUAGUGGUGAUGACUAUGAUGAUGGACUGUGACUCCUGCUGCUUGACUGACCCAUUUAUCACUCUACUUACAGGAGCACCAGUGAAAACAUAAUCAUCGUAUUACUAAUAACGGUAAUAAAAAGAAAACUCAUUUAAUAAAUUUCCCAGAGCAGCAUGACUAGCAUGGUGUGUCCUCGCCCCGUGUCACAUGUGCUGUUCUGAUUUUGUCGUGCCUCACUUUGACUUUGUUUUUGCUGUUUACUGAUUUAAGUUAAAAACAUCUCAGAUGUUUUACGGUUGCAAGUUAAUAACUUUGUGAAACUCUAAUCACGAUGAGGCAGCAUAGCAGCAUCUGAAGGAACAAAAAAGUGUCGUCUGAAAUUUUAUCUGUUCUCCUCGCCUCCCCUGCUUGUGUUACUUUGCAGAUCACACAUACAGUAGUUUAAGUGCUCAGAAUGGGCAAGAUUAGAAAUUAGUACAUCAGAUGUGCAUCAUAGGUUGAAAUUAGAGAGGUGUGAUGAAUUUAUAUCUGUAUUAGAUUAUAUUAGGAGUCCUAUAAAUUCAGUCAUGACAUCAUAUUUAAUCUGAAAAUUGAAUACUUUUCUUUUCCUGGGAGCUGCAUACAUUUUACUGAGAACAAGGAGAUUUCUGUUUGUUUCUCAACAUUUUGAAUUUUACAUUAGAAACAAAUUUGAUAAAACAGUAAGAUCAAGAUUUGUUUUUUAUUGCCAGGUAAACAUCUGUUCAUUACUAACAAAAAAAAAAACACAUAAAAGAAACACUAACAGAAACUAAUCAAAACAAUAUUAAUUGUAAUCCACACUAUGGAUAAAAACAACAACUAUAAAACAUGCACCUGAAGCAAUUAUAACUAACUAAAAACAUGAUUACCAAGAUCUAAUCACUUUCUGAGAGGCCAACGAAAGGAUUUUAUGCCUUGAUUUAGAAUGAAACCUAACUGACCAAAGGGGAAAAGUUGGGAAUGUGAAAGUCGUCAGUUCUUGAAUUACUUUUGUCUCCAGUUAGCUUUGCCAGCAAUAGACAACUGCCACAAUCCAGAGAAAAACUUAAGGUCCAACUCAUUGCAGUUUUAACUUUUGCAGAAACACUGUUCCCGCUUAGCAGCAUAUAUGUAGUUAAUACACUCACAUUCUUCAACAAGUCAGCCAUGUUUAGAUGAGCCAUCAAUUCAGCAUUUGGAUGUGUUUAAUGAUCUGAGAGGUAAACUGUUGAUAAAAAUAAAUGAAUAAAAUUCUGAUGCCUGACAAAUGGAGUACAUAAAACAUCUGAACCUGGUAAAGUGUGCAAUCAACUCUUUUCCUGGAUCCAGUGAGAAAGCCUUCCUGAGAGUUAUUCACUGACUCCAUCUCUGUCCCAUUUCCAGGAAGAACAUGUUAGAAAUUGGCCAGCUAGUCAAACACAAACUUAGAGUAACACCAGCUGUGUUUCCAUUACAAAUGUUACUUUGUCGAUAUUCCGCUAAUAAUAAUAUUCCGCUUUAUGUGGGUGCUUCAUUACAGAAGCAAAACUUAAAUUGUUUCGAAAGGACAGUGGAGGGAUUUAUUAAGAGAGAGACAAAAAAUAAGAGCUUUAAAACGGAAGAUUACAUGAGGUUCAUGGACAGUGAAGGAAAUUAUUUUGUGUGAAAGAGGAGUCUACGUACUGUACAGUUCAGUUCAGGGACAUCCCUUUAGACUUUUCACUAGGCAUGACAUUUUUUUGUACUAAAAAUCCAUUUCUAUAAGUGAAUUCUUAUUUGCUGUAAAAACUCUUGGAAAGUACCACUUUUUUGUGUAAUUAAUGGACAUGACAUGAGUGUCACUCUAUUCAAAUUUAAAUUCAGUUAAAAAAAACAUAUCUAAUUUUUUUUAACCUUUUGGCUAUAUUCUUAUUCACUUAGCCUCUUGUUAAUGUGACUAAAGAAAAUAUAGUUUCACAAAUUGUACCAAAGGAAGCCCCUGUACUUGAAAUCCGUUAAUGACGCCUAUGUCACUAUGUGUCCACUGGAGGGCAGCACUUCAUCAGCCAUAUUUAUCACAGUCUUGCAUUACUUGUAAUCUCGGUUCUUGAAGUUGUUCCACUUUGUGUAUUCCUGUCCACUAUGGCUGACAGACAUGUUGAAUUAACCUUAAACUGAACUGCUUCCAUGCUGUUUUAAUGUUUGGUUUACCUUAAACACAUAUGACCAGUCAGCAUUUAUAACAUUGACAGCAGGAUAUAUUUUUAGUAUCUUGAGUUCCUAAAAUACACACAGCAGCAAAAAGAUUGCCAAAUCCUGUAGAAAAAUUAAGUCAGAUAAAAACUGAUCAGCGAAGGAUUAUAGAAACUUCACAGUGAACCUCAAGCAGUUUAAGUUAUAUUCAAAAUCAAAUACAACAUUUACUUUCAUCUUGAAGGAUAACUGGACCACCGAGUCUGGUCAAGUCAUUUUUCUUUGUACCAAAGUAGACAAUUCUGUCAUUGUCUCUGGUUUCGGAAUGGUUUGACAUAAGAAUUGGGACACUUUUAGUCCUUGGCUUGAAACAUCUGGGUGUGCUGACUCUAAAAGCUCAGACUCCAACUGCAGUUCACAUCUUGUGGCUCUGUCCCAAACUCUUGAAUGUAUUUUGGCUGAUAAUCUUCCAAACUGUAGUUUUUCCUGUUCUGCAGCACCCUUUCAAACAGUUUUUUCUUCCACUCAACCUCCUGUUAUUAUAAUUGGAUACAUUGUUGUGAACAACCAGCUCUUUUAGCAAUCAUCUUUUGUGGGUCACUACACCAUAGCACAUUUCUUUACUAAGAAUCAUUUUUUCUCUUGUUGUUUUAAUGUACAAUUUUUAAUUCAAAGAAACUGAAUUUUGUUUUGAUUAGCUGUAAACAGAAAUUGCAAAAGGAACAGAAAUAAAUGCUUGAUAUACAUCAGUCUGAAUGUAAGCUAAACAACUUUUUCAAUGGAAUCCAUUAAAGUUUCAAUUGAACUUGCA
This is a messenger RNA of Xiphophorus hellerii (green swordtail), 10807 nucleotides long. It is a transcript of the gene atp2b2, whose product is annotated as ATPase plasma membrane Ca2+ transporting 2. Gene Ontology annotation, molecular function: PDZ domain binding; ATP hydrolysis activity; P-type calcium transporter activity. The record is from RefSeq and is a predicted model, not a curated record. Lineage: Eukaryota; Metazoa; Chordata; Actinopteri; Cyprinodontiformes; Poeciliidae. Gene Ontology annotation, biological process: regulation of cytosolic calcium ion concentration; calcium ion transmembrane transport. Gene Ontology annotation, cellular component: postsynaptic density membrane; plasma membrane; intracellular membrane-bounded organelle.